AGGACUACCCCUUUAGCAGAUGUCUCUUUGUCACUAAAACUCUUGAGCACUCCAGAGUCACUCAGUGUGUCUUUGUGCCUGUUGUACUGCACUCCUGCUAAGCUGCACUGGUCAAACACCAGCCAUGAGCGACGAAUUUCUGCUCUUUGAGGAUCUGUUCAAGGAGGCCAUUAACAGCACUGACAUGAGCUAUGUUGUCAGUGAAAAUGUCCAGCUCUGUGCAAACCAGGCUGUCAACCACUUUGGUGCGAAAUUUAUCCCAGCUUUCUACUAUACCAACUUCCUCCUGAGUUACCUUGGCAACGGGCUUGUCCUCUUCAUCAUCUACAAGUAUGAAAAGCUCUGCACGGUGACAAACAUCUUCCUCCUGAAUUUGGUCCUUUCCAACCUUCUCUUCGCCUCCAGCCUCCCCUUCUGGGCAACGUACCAUCUGUCUGAAUGGAUUUUUGGCUUGGCUAUGUGUAAGAUAGUCAGCAGUGCCUACUUCAUCGGCUUCUACAGCUCCAUCCUCUUCCUCACGCUGAUGACAUUUGACCGAUACCUUGCAGUGGUGCAUGCAGUGACAGCUGCUAAGAGCAGGAAAAAGGCCUAUGCCAUCAUUUCGUCAGUGGUAGUUUGGUGCAUCAGUAUUGUGGCAAGUGUAAAAGAGCUGGUUCUGAAAAAUGUGGGGAGCAGUCCAUUCAAUGGACUGACAUGUGAGGAGUCAGGAUACCCUGAGAGCACCAUGGAGCGCUGGCGUUUGGUCACUUAUUACCAGCAAUUCCUGCUCUUCUUCCUCCUCCCUCUGUUCAUGGUGAUGUACUGCUACAUCAGCAUCACCAUCCGCAUCCUGGCCACCCGCAUGAAGGAGAAGUGUCGUGCCAUCAAGCUCAUUUUCAUCAUCAUCUUUACCUUCUUUGCCUGCUGGACGCCCUACAACAUUGUCAUCCUGCUUCGAGCUAUUCAGAUCUCCAGCCCCAGUGAUGAUGAUAGCUCAUGUUCUGCCACAGAGAGCUUGGACUAUGCACUGUAUGUAACGCGGAACAUAGCCUAUCUGUAUUGUUGCAUCAGUCCUGUGUUUUACACAUUCGUGGGAAAGAAGUUCCAGAGCCACUUUAAAAGGCUGUUGGCGAAGAGGAUCCCCUGUCUGAAGAAACACAUGAGCAGCAGCCAGAGCACCAGAACCACAUCACAGAGGACACCAUACUCUGAGUACUAGACAGAUAUGCAGGUUUAGUUAGCUCACUUCUUGGGACAUUAUAGAGAUAGUUAUAAAGGCUUUGACACACCAAGCUGACAGCCGUGAAUUAAUGCUGGCCCAUUAGUGAGUGCCAUGUUUUGUUUUUUGUUUGCAAGUGUCCUGGACCAUUGGCACUAGUCAGCCCUUGAUGGCUUUUUUUUUUUUUUUUUUGCUGAUUCAAAUGGCAUUGGCAACCUUGGAGUCCAUAGCUUAAUAAAAUUACUCUGAUUGGCAGUCCAGCUCAAAGUUAAGAGGGUUAUGUUGUUGGUGUCAGAACUAGGUAACCAGUGUGUCGAAUCUGUCCUGUUGGUCUUCCAAAUACAGAUUACCACUACCUGCUGCUAUGCUUUGAAGCCAGUUUUCAUAUUGGCCAAACAGUGGUACUGCAAUUUCCUGGGCCCGUCAUGUGGUGCCCUACGGCCUCAAAAUGACUUUCACAAUCAGGAUUUGAUCCAUUUAGUCUGAUAACAUUUCGAAAAUCUGGAAGAGCCAGCAAGAUUAAAUUAUUUUAUCAAAUUUAAUAUCAAGCGGCAGUUAGCCGAAGUUAGACAUUCGGACGCACUCUGUCAUGCUCAGCUGCCAUAAGUCUCUAGUGCACCUGAAGUAUGGGCUGCAUAAUACAAAAAUGCUGCAGUCGAACCAUUUUGGCUUCAUAAGCCACUGAGUACCUCUCACGGGAAUAAACAGGGCCCAGCCACCAACUGUGUAUCCAGUUCUACUAAUACAUCCAUGGAUGGUUUGCUGUUAGCUGUCGUCAUUGUGGGGUAUUCAAAUACAGAUUUUUGGCUAAGACACAGGCGACUCAAGGAGACACAACACUGGCCUUCAUCUCCACUAGUUCUUUGAUGUUGGUUUGGUGUGUCAGGGCCUUUAACCUACUCUUAACCUUAACCACUAUCCCAAAAAUUAGCUUUUUCCAGAUUAGGAACAAGGCUUUUGUCCCAAGUUAACUGGUCUUUUGUCUAAAAUGUGUCCUUGAAGGCAGCCUAAAUCAGACAUACAAAAUCACAAACAUACGCUUUAAAAAUGCCAAUACAUAUUUCACUGCAAACAUGAAGUUAUUCCAUGUGUACUUACUGCCAGACUCCUGUAAAAUCUCAUGAUCAGAAACAGACAAAUCAUUUAUCAACUUAAUUAGACAAGUUUAGCAGUUUUAAGACUGCUUAACUACAGACUGUUUUAAGGUAUACUAUUGUUGACUGUUUGUAAACUGUAUCGCUGGCAAAAGUGAAAGCCAACCCCAGCUUUGUCCACUUGGGAUUUUGCCUGGCUAUAUUUGCAUUUUUGCAAACUUCACCUAUGUGCUGUUCCAAGAAAUGUCCCAAACAAAAAAAAAGAAGAAAAUACAGGCAGGGGCCGAGUAUCUGUAGAUAAAAUCAAGAGUGAUGAUUGAGAGAGAUUACUUAAGUAUGAAUCUAUGCAUUUUUUAGGAAAAUUCUCCACAGUAUACCUUUGUAGUGUACUUCAUACAUUAAAACUGUUUUUUUUUUUUAGCAGAUGUAUUUGUUUCAAAAAACCCUUCUGAUUUAAAAAAGUUUACAUUAUUAAGGCUUAUGUGUCAUUUUAUUCAUGUGUCUUUUGGGACUCAACUAUUGUUAAGAGAAUGUAGGAAAAAUGUGGACAAAAAGAAAGAUUGUUGUUUACUGCUGUGUCGAAGGUCAAGACUGAAUUUUAAAUCAGCAGCCUGUGUCUUCAGGUGGCUGAUCGGUGAGAUUUAAAUUUUGAGUGUGGUGUGGUGUGUCCAGUCUGCAUGUGUGCUUGAGCAAGAUACUGAACCCCAGAUUGCUGCUGAUGGCUGUGCCAUCAGUGUGUGAAUGCGUAUGAAUGUUUAACUGAGUAGCAGGUAGCACCUUGUAUGGUAGCCUCGGCCACCAGUGUAUGAAUGUGUGUGAGAAUGUGACAUGUAGUGUUAAAGCGCUUUGAGUGGUCGGAUGACUAGAAAGGUGCUAUACAAAUGCAGGUCCUUUUACCAUUAAAGUUGCCACUCUCUCCAUAGGAAAGCAAUAGCUACUGUAUACAGCUGCAAGGUGAUUCUGCUGUUGAUAUGCUGAUGUAAUGUGGUUAUGAUUAUGUCAAGUAAAGAGUGAGUUACCAACUGUGCAAAGCUGGCAACUUCAGCAGCCCUUAAAACUGAUUUGUGUUAAUUUAAUUGAAAAUCAGAUACAGGCCGUAAAGGUGAAGUCUGUCAGAUUUAGGGGGAUUCAGUGGCAUCUAGUGAUGAACUGCAGAUUGCAACCAGCUAAAGCUUCUCCUGGCCAGAAUUCAUUGGUCAGGGGUUUUCCAUCAAGGGCCAAAUUUUCUGCGGUCUGUGUUUUUAGAACCACUAAAAACACAGAAUAAAACAGUUUCACGUUACAAAUCAGUACAUCUCCAACGCUGUUCGGCAUCUUGGAGACAGGCAGCUCACCCACAGCAUGUUAGUGUGCUCACCUUUUUCUGAUUCAGACAUUCAGAAGGUUUUUACCGUGAGCCGAAUUAUCCGGAGAGGUCUCUUCCUUUCUAAAAAGAAACAGACUAGAUGAUGGUGAAAAGACUGAAUAACACAGUGUCACAUUACAAAUCCAGGUAUUUCUGACCUAAUUUGGCAUGUUGCUGCAGUUGGCUAGUCCAACACAUGCUAUUGUGUGGUCACCUUUUUUCUCCGAUAACAUAAGAUCCACCCGUUAAGGAGGUUUUCAGCGGAAGCCAAAUUAUCCACAAAGGUCUAGACCAGGUGAUUUAAAGUGCAAGAAACACUGAAUAAAAAAGCCUCCGACACUGCUCAUUGCAGCUGGGGUUCUUACUACAGUGGCCAAUGAGAAAACGUGAAUAUCCCGAUUUAGAGUCACUGUUAGGUUUGUCCAUUCUGGGCUAUUGUAGAAACAAAGUGGUGCAACAUGGUACCGUAAACAAAGACCUGCUCCUUCUGUAGAUAUAAUCGUCUGAUUCUAAAGUGAGAAGGACACAACGGUUCUUAUUUUCAGAUUAUCAUACACUAAAGAAAUAAUAAUUUUGAAAUUAUAUUCCAUUUCUGCCAAUAAUAAUAAUAAUAAUACAUUUUAUUUAUAAUGCACUUUACAUUCCGGGGAAUCUCAAAGUGCUAUAAAACAAAUGAUAAAAACAACAGUGUAGUACAAUGAACUACAAUUAAACUGAAGAAGGCACUCAAAAAUGAUAACCCCCUAUAAACCCCCUGAAUCCUGCACACUGGACCUUUAAAGGCUGAGACGAGUGUUAUUCUAUAUUUUUCUCACUGUCAACCCAGCCUAAACAACUGGGCACUGUAAUUUGUCAUGAGCAUUAUUUAAACACCUGCCCCCUUAUCUGGUUGUGCCCAGGUUUUCUUAAUGUCAUAAGAGUUGAGGAGUCAGACCUUCAUCAGCCAAGUGAAGGACAAAGACAGCAAUUUUGUGUAAAGUUAUUGUUAAAGGGUGCUUUUAUUGAAGAACUUUUUCCCAUGUUUAUGUGCAGCUGAGUUCUUUGAUGCAUUUGCUUCAGAUCUGCUCAUGGUCUGGUCCUUAUACUGAGUGUUUUGAUCUUGUUGAUUCAAUACUGAGUGCAAUGUGUAUGUUUGUACAAGUGUGGUGUAUUUGACACAUCUUGUCCAAGUGCUUUAAAACAAACUGUAUCUUAACUAUCCAAUAAAUACGCCAAUCUAU
Epinephelus fuscoguttatus (brown-marbled grouper) is the source of this 4857-nucleotide messenger RNA. RefSeq names its product chemokine (C-C motif) receptor 12a (gene ccr12a). Gene Ontology annotation, cellular component: membrane. The transcript is spliced from 2 exons. Gene Ontology annotation, molecular function: chemokine receptor activity. NCBI's taxonomy places the organism in Eukaryota, Metazoa, Chordata, Actinopteri, Perciformes, Serranidae. Bases 125 to 1198 code for a protein of 357 amino acids. The record is from RefSeq and is a predicted model, not a curated record. Gene Ontology annotation, biological process: immune response; chemotaxis; G protein-coupled receptor signaling pathway.